Messenger RNA from Amborella trichopoda, 1231 nucleotides. It is a transcript of the gene TLP18.3, whose product is annotated as thylakoid lumen 18.3 kDa protein. The record is from RefSeq and is a predicted model, not a curated record. NCBI's taxonomy places the organism in Eukaryota, Viridiplantae, Streptophyta, Magnoliopsida, Amborellales, Amborellaceae.
AAUAUAUGAACACUCUUUAUCCAAAACAAAUCCAAAGAACAAAAAUUGAAAAUGGAUGAAAAUUUGGGAGAAAAAUCAAAUCAACACGGUUGAUAAUAGAUUGAAGCUUUGUAAAUGUUCUCUCUAUUAAACCCAACCUGAAAUUUCUUCAUUGACGACUAGUUUUCCCCGAUGGAAACCAUUGUUUCUUCACAUUCGCUCUCCUCCCUCUUCAGUCCAAAACCCCCCAUUUUCAGAGCUUCCACCCCUUCUCUCCCACAAAUCAGACACUUUUCUCUCUCUACAGCAAAACCCACAUCCCAAAAUUCAAGAAAUCUCUCUCUAGCAGCUUUACAAACACACCCAACUUCUCCUCUCUCUGACAAGAAGUGGGUCAACUGCAUUCAGCAGGGCCUUGCAGCCAUUGCAGUCUCUCUUGCUCUCAAUUUCUUUACAGUUUCUCCUGCUCAGAUUGCUCAAGCUUCGGAGUUUGAUGUGAUCAAUGGAGGUCCACCAACUGAGUCUUAUGUGGUGGAUGAUGCAGGGGUUCUUAGCAGGGUGACUAAGUCGGACGUUAAGCGAUUGUUAUCAGAUUUGGAGUCAAGGAAGAAGUUCCAUAUUGAUUUCAUCACGGUCCGAAAGCUCACUAGCAAAGCCGACGCAUUCGAGUAUGCAGACCAAGUGUUGGAACGCUGGUACCCCUCGAUUGAAGAAGGUAAUGAUAAGGGGAUUGUUGUGCUUGUCACCAGUCAGAAAGAAGGUGCUGUCACAGGUGGACCUAAGUUCAUUCAAGCUGUAGGAGAUACAGUUCUCGAUGCCACUGUAUCAGAAAACCUCCCUGUCUUGGCCACUGAGGAGAAGUACAAUGAAGCUGUAUUUAGCACUGCAACGAGGUUGGUAGCAGCCAUUGAUGGCUUACCAGACCCUGGUGGCCCCAAGUUCCAGGACAACAAGAGAGAGUCCAACUUCAAGACUCGUGAAGAGACUGAAGAGAAGCGAGGCCAAUUCACCGCAGUUGUUGGAGGCUUGCUUGUGAUCGCAUUUGUGGUUCCAAUGGCUCAGUACUAUGCAUAUGUCUCGAGAAAGUAGACACCGGAGGCUCAAUAUUUAUCAGCGACUAAAAUUGUAUAAUCUGUUAUAUGUUGUAGAGGAUAUGAUUUAUGAGAAAAUUUUCUACUAUUCAGUAAAGAAACUCAUUUUGUAGCUACCAUACAUUAAUCAAUUAAUGCAUUUACUACUUGAUCUUUUCUCA